GACAGGAUCCAUGCAGGAAAAGAGGAUAAUGUUGGAGGUAAAGGAGGUUUGGGACUUCACGUUUAACCCUUUGUUUCUUCUUUCUUGACCAGAGACGUGAAGGCUUUAUGGAGCCACUUCUGGCAUGACGAGAAGCAAACCAGCUUCUAGUGGAUAUUGAGGAAUCUGGAAACCAAAGUGCAUUAGAGUAAAAGGAUCGUCUUAAGGUGCUGAUCUGGCAUUAGAUCAGAAACAGAAAAACAAGAGUCAAGUGUCCAUAUUGGAAUUAUAUGUACAUAACACUGUCUACAUGGAGGAGAAGGCUUUUAAAUGUAUUGAAUGUGGGAAGAGCUUUAGUCAUCAUGGACAUCUGAAGAGACAUCAGAGAAUUCACACUGGAGAGAAACCCUAUAAAUGCCUGGAAUGCGGAAUGAGCUUCACUCAGAGGGGAAAUCUACACUCACAUCAAAGGACUCACACUGGAGAGAAACCCUAUAAAUGCCUGGAGUGUGGACAGAGCUUCGGUCAGAGUGCACAUUUACAUUUACAUCAAAGGACUCACACUGGGGAGAAACCCUAUAAAUGCCUGGAGUGUGGAAUAAGCUUCACUCAGAGGGGAAAUCUACAUUCACAUCAAAGGACUCACACUGGGGAGAAACCCUAUAAAUGCCUUGAGUGUGGACAGAGUUUCAACCAGAGUGCACAUCUGCGUUCUCAUCAAAGGACUCACACUGGGGAGAAACCCUAUAAGUGCAUGGAGUGCGGAGAGAGCUUCGCUCGGAAUGGGAGUCUGUGUUCACAUCAAUGGACUCACACUGGGGAGAAACCCUACAAAUGUCUGGAUUGUGGACAGAGCUUUACUCGUAGGGAAUAUCUACGCUCACAUCAAAGCGCUCACACUGGGGAGAAACCUUAUACAUGCCUCAAGUGUGGAAUGAGCUUCACUCAGAGUGGCAGUCUACGUACACAUGAAAGGACUCACACUGGGGAGAAACCCUAUAUAUGCCUGGAGUGUGGAAUGAGCUUCUCUCGGAGUGGAAGCCUACAUUCACAUCGAAGGACUCACAGUGGCGAGAAACCCUAUAAAUGCCUGGAGUGUGGGAUGGGCUUUGCUCGGAGUGGAAGUCUACUUUCACAUCAAACGAUUCACACUGGGGAGAAACCCUAUACGUGCCUGGAAUGUGGAAAGAGCUUUACUCAGAUGAGACGUUUACAUUCACAUCAAAGUACUCACACUGGGUAGAAACCCAAUACAUGCCUAGAGUGUGGAAUGGACUUCUGUCAGAAUGAAUAUCUACUCACACUGGGGAGAAACUUGUAUACACCCGGAAUGUGGAAUGAGCUUUAUUCAAAGGGGUCAUGUAUGUUCAUAUCGAAACUCACGCUGGGGAGAAUCAU
Anolis sagrei ordinatus is the source of this 1377-nucleotide messenger RNA. Its product is annotated as zinc finger and SCAN domain-containing protein 2-like. The record is from RefSeq and is a predicted model, not a curated record. Gene Ontology annotation, cellular component: nucleus. NCBI's taxonomy places the organism in Eukaryota, Metazoa, Chordata, Lepidosauria, Squamata, Anolidae. Gene Ontology annotation, molecular function: DNA-binding transcription factor activity, RNA polymerase II-specific. Gene Ontology annotation, biological process: regulation of transcription by RNA polymerase II.